This is a messenger RNA of Daucus carota subsp. sativus, 1794 nucleotides long. RefSeq lists its product as uncharacterized. Lineage: Eukaryota; Viridiplantae; Streptophyta; Magnoliopsida; Apiales; Apiaceae. The transcript is spliced from 3 exons. The record is from RefSeq and is a predicted model, not a curated record. Bases 74 to 598 code for a protein of 174 amino acids.
ACGAACCCGAUUUGGGUUAAUUUAAAGCAGAGAGCGCGCGUAACUGAAAAAGCCUAGGCAGGAGAGGAGAGCAAUGGAAACAGGGGAUUCAAGAACACUAAAUUGCUCAGUUGUAGCGAUUGAUCACUUCAAUUAUUGUUACUCUGUUUGUUCUCUCUGUGAAAAAACUCUAACCCCUGAUAAUAACAACGUCAAUUUAAACAACCACACCUCUUCUUCUUCAUCAUCAUCAUCUUCCAUUUGCAACCACUGUCAUUUCAAGAACCCUUCUUCUUCAGCUCCUAAGCGACUCUUUCGUGUCCUCAUGUCUGUAGCUUCGGAUACAGAAGUGUUUGUGGUGGUGAUGUUUGAUAGGGCAGCUAGGGUUCUGUUUGGUUGCUCUGCUGAUGACUUCUUUCACUUUGCCAAGUCGCAUCCUUUUUCAGAUCUUACUGCAGGGAAGAUUCUAGAGGGUGAGAUGUUGAGAGUGACACUCUCAAAGCCUAAAAAUGUAAAUGCACAACAUGAAAGAGUAGUAUCAGUUAUUCCCCUGCGCUCCGGUUUUCUUCCAGUAAUUGAGACCUUAAGGCAAUUGUACGGAGGAACAGUUGAUCAGUAGUCAGUGUCAGCUAUGUAUGGUACAUAUAAUAUUUUACUUGUGUGUUAGAAAUCUUGUGGUUCAGUUUAUGUUGAAAAAAAAUGUUUGUUUUUUACUUCAGCUCUUCUUUGCUGAAGAUUCCAUUGUCGAAGUAUUGCCAAAUUUUUUCAUGGGCAUCGUUUCUCGUUCCCUUUAAGACAUUUCAAUGUUUGAAGAAGAAAUGAUAUCUUAGUAUCUAUCUUUGUUAUUUCUGAUACUUGAAUCCUUACUUUUUAGAACUUGGUCAAUGUAUAUAAAGUAAAAACCAAACCAAACAUACUCAGUCUAUCACACUCAAAAUUAGGGUGUGGCGGUUGUAAGUUUUAUGCAGACCUUAACCUAUUUCAAGAGAAGCUGUGAUCCUUUGUGCAUCUCUAUCAUACUAUAUAUUCCUUCAAGGCAGUUAUGAUCAGUAACCAAAUACAAAGUCAGUCCGUUGUCUUAUUUUUUCUUUUAGCUGCCAUGUUUUAAAUUGCUAAUUUGUAGCUGCCAUGUUUUCACCUUGCAUCUAAAGUAUAUGGAAGCAGAUAAUAGGAUGACAUAAUUCUUAGCAUUGGCCUCUUGACUCACAAAGUAGAGGAAAUGUGAGUAUAAGGGUAGGUUAAUUUUGAGAAACCAUCACUACUAAUCUACCUUGUGCUUCUAAUUUUUUUGGUUGUAGUAGCCUAAAAUUCCUUAGAAUGACCAAUACUAGAACCCAAAUCAAAGGAAAAAUGAGUCAUAAGCUUGCUAAAGAAUAAAAUUACUCAAGUAAAUGAUACUACCAUAUUGUUCAUCAAUGCUACAAAGAUAUUCUACUAAGGGCGUAGGAAAUGUAUUUGUUUCUAGGGGCCUAGACAUGUAUACCUAUACAACCUUCCUUAGCAUGAGAUUGCACUCAUAAAGCUCUUUCCAGCAUGGUGGAAAGGAAACUCACCAUGCACUGGAAAAACAAUUCUCUUUUCUGAUGGGACUUUUACUAGUAACGAAAGUGCCUGCUGGAACAAUGUCGACUUCAUGUUUAGGGAAUAAAAUUAAAGUCUCUGAUGAGUUUAUCUGCUAGUAAAUUACUGUUUGUAAGCGAGGAGAAGGCUAAAACAGAUAGAAGGGUUCUUAUGUUACUAUAUGCUAUCCAGAAAUCUUCUUGGUGUACCUAUGAUAUUCACGUUCGCAAUCUCUAUACAUAUCAAUGUUUUCAU